AUGAAGUUCUCUGCUGGUACCCUUGCCCUCGCUGCUGUUCUCGCGGCCUCGUCGAGCCUCCUGGGCGUCGUUGCUAACUACUGCCCCAAGAACAUCGCUGUUCAGCUGAACUCCCUCAACCAAGGCAGCACUCCUUCUUCGUCUGCUACUGCAUUCAAUGCUGCCUCCGAAUCUGUCCGCAACGCCCAGUUCUUCGCUCCGUCCCAGGACCUUGCAACCAGCAUUGGUGCCAGCCUUGACAUCACCCAUGCCCAGCUCUACGACGCUGCUAUCCAGUUCGGUGCUGAUGCGUUGACGAAAUCGCAGUGGCUCAACCGGUUCCUUCAGGAGCGCCUGGACAGCUCCAAGACCUCAGCUAGCAACACCGCUGGCGUCAAGACGUACCAGUCUCUGAUUAACCAGAAGCAGUACAACUGGGGCAACUCGGUCGAGGGCCCGACUAUUGGAAAGAGGAACAUUAUUAUCUGGUGCUAA
Linderina pennispora is the source of this 474-nucleotide messenger RNA. RefSeq lists its product as uncharacterized. Lineage: Eukaryota; Fungi; Kickxellomycota; Kickxellomycetes; Kickxellales; Kickxellaceae. Bases 1 to 474 code for a protein of 157 amino acids. The record is from RefSeq and is a predicted model, not a curated record. The transcript is spliced from 2 exons.